UUUGGAUCUCACGUGACUAAAUUGGAAUCGUAUGAUGCUGGGUCGGUAGAUUUCCUGUCCCAGCUCGAAAACCUGUUCUGUUCAAAUUCCGAAGAUGUUAAAAUCGUGAGCCACCAUGCAGGUACCAUUUGAAGCUUCCACCUUCAGGUGAAAAUUCCCAGAUAAGGUUUACUUUCYACCCAUAAACACCAUGAUGGAUCUCGAGCAGCAGACCACCCCUCUCCCCCAGCCCAGCCCGGAGUACUUUUCAUGCAGCUAUCGGCUCCAGAUCAUCUGUUUAGGAUUUGGCUUCUAUGCAGCAGUAUUCCUCCUCUCCCACCUCCUGUCUGUGGCUCUGUCCUGCACCUACAACUCCCUCCCAGCCAAGGAGAAGGUUUUCUGGAACCUGGCAGCCACUCGGGCGGCGUUUGGCACCCAGAGUACAGUAGCAGGACUUCGGGCUCUGACCGAGGACUCUGCGUUGUUCAAAGAGAGAAUCAGGGGCCAAGAAGACUGGUCGUGGUUUCACGUCCUCACAGCCACAGGUUUCUUUGUCUUUGAGAAUGUAGCACUUCAUGCAUCCAAUGUGGUGUUUUGGUCGUUUGACCUCCCGCUGGCCAUGCACCAUUUCUUCGCCCUGUCAGGGUUUGCAGGAGCAGUGGUGUGGGAUUCUCAGGGCCACUACCUGCCCAUGGUUACCCUCCUUCUGGAGAUGAGUACACCUUUCACCUGCAUAUCCUGGAUGCUACUAAAGUCUGGCUGGGCUCACACUCUGUUCUGGAGAGCCAACCAGUGGGUGAUGAUCCACAUGUUCCACUGUCGCAUGGUGCUCACCUAUUACAUGUGGUGGGUCACGCUGACCCACUGGGAGGAGGUCAACRCCCACAUAGCUCUGCCCCUACGCCUCCUUUUCUUCUCUGGACUCGCUCUGCUCACGCUCUUCAUCAACCCCAUCUGGACGCACAAGAAGACCAUGCAGCUGCUAAACCCCGUGGACUGGAACUUCUGCAACAAGACGACACGGAUCAACGGCGCCACGAGGGAUCAGUCUGAAGAUUCUGUGAAACCCCACGCCAACUGAGAAGCAUCAAAAGGUUUUUUGUUGUUGUUGAGCUUUAGUCACAAUGGGAAAUGUGUGUGAGAAAAUUUAAUCAAACUCCUUUAUUUCACUUACAAAUCAAAAUCUAGUUGGACAAAACAUUGGGUCAGCGUGUUAGAAUAUGAAAAACAAAUGUGGACAGUUUGAUGUAUUUUACACUUAAAUUCAAACUAAACAAAAUGUUUGUUUUGCUUCAGGCUGGUGAAGUAGUCCCACAAAUCUUGUCACACACACAGGACAGAAGUUGAUGUUAAAWUGGACCAAGUUUAGAGAAUAAACUUCCUUAUCAUAAAUCA
Austrofundulus limnaeus is the source of this 1374-nucleotide messenger RNA. RefSeq names its product CLN8 transmembrane ER and ERGIC protein (gene cln8). The record is from RefSeq and is a predicted model, not a curated record. The coding region runs from base 191 to 1060 and encodes 289 amino acids. NCBI's taxonomy places the organism in Eukaryota, Metazoa, Chordata, Actinopteri, Cyprinodontiformes, Rivulidae. Gene Ontology annotation, biological process: lipid homeostasis; phospholipid metabolic process; nervous system development. Gene Ontology annotation, cellular component: membrane; endoplasmic reticulum. The transcript is spliced from 3 exons. Gene Ontology annotation, molecular function: ceramide binding.